This is a messenger RNA of Sitophilus oryzae (rice weevil), 1044 nucleotides long. It is a transcript of the gene Prosbeta5, whose product is annotated as proteasome subunit beta type-5. Lineage: Eukaryota; Metazoa; Arthropoda; Insecta; Coleoptera; Curculionidae. The transcript is spliced from 5 exons. Gene Ontology annotation, molecular function: threonine-type endopeptidase activity. Gene Ontology annotation, cellular component: proteasome core complex. The coding region runs from base 107 to 946 and encodes 279 amino acids. The record is from RefSeq and is a predicted model, not a curated record.
UUAGUUAAAAAAUAAUAAUAAGACGAAGUUUACAAACUAACCUUAAAUUUCAGUUUUGUAAACUCAUCCUGAAUAGCUUUUUUAUAACAUAUUAUAAACAACAAAAAUGAGUUUAGCUGAAAUUUGUGGAAUGGAAGAUUUCGGAUCCUUUAAGUCCGAAAGAAGUUUAAACUAUGAUAUUAAUAAUUUCUGCGGUAAUUUCUCGAGUAACAUCCAACUAGGAGUCCCACCAUUUCAAAAUCCUGCUACAAGUUUAUCAAACCUAUCAAAAGAUGAUGCAGGUCGUGAUAUUAAAAUUAAUUUUGAUCAUGGUACCACAACUUUGGGUUUUAUGUACCAAGGGGGUGUAGUUUUAGCUGUCGAUUCACGUGCCACCGGAGGACAAUUUAUUGGGUCACAAACAAUGAAGAAAAUUGUAGAAAUUAAUAAUUUCUUGUUAGGCACUUUGGCUGGUGGAGCUGCAGACUGUGUUUACUGGGAUCGUGUCCUUUCUAAACAAUGCAGAAUGUAUGAACUCAGAAACAGGGAACGUAUAUCUGUUGCAGCUGCUUCAAAACUAAUGUCAAACAUGGUAUACAAUUACAAAGGCAUGGGUCUUAGUAUGGGAAUGAUGUUGGCUGGUUGGGACAAGAGGGGACCCCAAUUAUACUAUAUAGAUUCAGAAGGCACUCGUACGCCUGGCAAAGUUUUCAGUGUUGGUUCCGGAUCAAUUUAUGCAUUUGGUGUUUUGGACUCUGGUUAUAGAUGGGACUUGACUGAUGAAGAGGCCUAUGAUUUGGGGCGUAGGUCUAUCUAUCAUGCCACUCAUCGUGAUGCUUAUUCAGGUGGUAUUGUCAGAGUUUAUCAUAUGAAGGAGACUGGAUGGAUCCAUAUUGAUAAUAAUGAUUGUCAAGAUUUGCAUUAUAAAUAUCAAGCAGAAAAAGAAGAUGCAGAGAAUAAAGUUUAAAUUAUAUGAUUUGAAAAUGUAUUAUUAUAAUUCAUAUUUGUAACUUAAGUUUUUUUGGUGUUGUCAUUCUUUUUUAAUAAAAUAUAAUAGAAUGUCCA